GGCACCAUGCCCGGCCUCUACUGCCCCUCCAGCUGGACGCCGCUGCCGCUCACCGACUCCUGGGUGCGGGCCUGCGCCAACGGACCCUGCCUCAGCCUGCGGGCCAGGCUCACCUACCGCAACCCGCAGCCGCAGCCCGUGGACGGCGUGUUCGUGUACCCGCUGGCCGAGGCCGAGGUGGUGUCGGGCUUCGAGGCCGAGGCCGCUGGACGGCGCGUCUCCUUCCAGCUGCAGAGCCGGCGCCGCUCGCAGGCCGCCUGCUGUCGCGCCCUGGGCCCCGCGCUGGGGACCUCGACGCCUCGCCGCUGCGCUCAGGGUCACCUUGUCUUGGAUCUGGCCCAGGCCCGGUCCACGCUGGUGCUGCCCACCGGCCUUAUCGCUGCAGCUGGCACCAUGACAGUGACUCUGUGCAGCAGCCAGGAGCUGCCCUCCAGGCCUGAUGGGGUAUUGCGUGUGGCUCUGCCCACUGUGCUCACCCCACUGGCCCCCUCAGGCCCUCCAGGGCCCCUCAGGCCUCCGGGGCUCUGUGACGACAGCCCCACCAGCUGCUUCGGGGUAGGCAGCCCUCAGGAGGAAGGGCUGGCCUGGGAGGAGCCAGCUGUCCCUCCGGAUGUGUUCUCAGGCCCUGCCCGCUGCCCUGCCCCUUAUACCUUCUCCUUUGAGAUGCUGGUGACCGGCCCAUGCCUGCUGGCAGGCCUGGAGAGCCCCUCUCACGCCCUGCGAGCAGAUGCCCCUCCUCAUGCCAGCUCUGCAACUACCAUCUGUGUCACGCUGGCAGAGAGCCACCGAUGUGACCGGACCUUGGAGAUCCUGCUGUAUCCCAGUGAGCCCCAUCAGCCACAUUUGAUGCUGGAGGCUGGCAGCCUGAGCUCAGCAGAAUAUGAGGCCCGGGUGAGAGCCCGCCGGGACUUCCAGAGACUGCAGCGGAGGGACAGUGAUGGAGACCGGCAGGUGUGGUUCCUGCAGCGACGCUUCCACAAGGAUAUCCUAUUGAACCCUGUGCUGGUGCUGAGCUUCUGUCCAGACCUGAGCCCCAGACCUGGCCACCUGGCCACAGCUACCCGGGAACUCCUCUUCCUGCUGGAUGGCAGCAGCAUAGCACACAAGGAUGCCCUGGUUUUGGCUGUAAAGUCCCUUCCAUCUCAGACACUUGUCAACCUGGCCACGUUUGGGACAUCGGUACAGCCACUCUUCCCAGAGAGCCGGCCUUGCAGUGAUGACACUGUGCAGCUGGUCUGUGAGCACAUUGAGACCCUGCAGGCUGUGAGUGAUCCUCCAGAUGUGCUUGCUGCACUGGACUGGGCUUUGGGGCAACCCCAGCACAGGGCUUACCCUCGGCAGCUGUUCCUGCUCACUGCUGCCUCAUCCAUGGCAGCUACCACCCAGCAAGCCCUGGAGCUCAUGAGGUGGCACAAGGGAGCAGCCAGGUGUUUCUCCUUUGGGCUGGGGGCCAGCUGCCACCAGCUGCUACAGGGUCUGUCUGCCCUCAGCAGGGGCCAGGCCUUCUUCCUGAGGACUGGGGAGCGGCUGCAGCCCAUGCUGGUGCGGGCUCUGCGGAAGGCACUGGAGCCAGCUUUGAGUGACAUCUCUGUGGACUGGUUUGUGCCUGAUGCUGUAGAGGCACUGUUGACACCCCGGGAGAUCCCAGCACUCUACCCUGGGGACCAGCUGCUCGGUUACUGCUCACUCUUGAGGGUGGACGGCUUCCGGCCCCGCCCUCCAGGGGGCCAAGAGCCUGGCUGGCAAAGCUUGGGUGGCUCUGUGUUCCCAUCCCCAGAGGAGGCACCAUCUGUCACCAGUCCUGGCACUGAUCCCACAGGCACCUCAGAGCCACUUGGAACAGGCACUGUGUCUGCAGACCUAUCUAGCCCAUGGGCUGCUGGGGACUCAGAGCAGAAUACUGAUGCUCUCACGGACCCAGUCACAGACCCUGGACCCAAUCCCUCCUCUGACACAGCCAUAUGGCGGCGCAUCUUCCAGUCGUCAUACAUCCGGGAGCAGUAUGUGCUCACCCACUGCUCUGCCAGCCCUGAACCAGGCCCAGGCUCCACAGGCAGCAGCGAGUCCCCAGGUUCCCAAGGCCCUGGCUCUCCAGAGGGUAGUUUUCCUCUGGAUCCCCCUUCUCAGCAGGGCUGCCGCAGCCUGGCCUGGGUAGAACCCGCAGGCUCUCGCUCCUGCCCCCUGCCUGCACCCCCACCGGCUCCAUUCAAGGCAGGAGCCUUGAGUGCUGAGGUGCUGGGUCGUCGGCACAGAGCAGCCCUGCCUGGCCGAAGUCUCUCAUCUCCCCCAGGCCGGGCAAAUCCAGCCCCUGGACAACCUCGGCAUCCUUCUCUGGGUGCAGUACCAGAUGUGCCAGGCUCUGAACCAAGCCAGCAGCUGGGUCAGGGCCUGGAUGAGUCAGGAAACCUGCUCUCCCCAGCCCCCAUGGACUGGGACAUGUUGAUGGAACCACCCUUCUUGUUCACAGCUGCGUCAUCUGAACCAGUCCCUUCAGCAGUACCAUUGCCUCCCCAGGCUCCGCGGUGCCAUGUGGUGAUCCGGGGCCUAUGUGGGGAACAGCUUAUGUGCUGGGAUGUGGGUGUUGGGCUGGAGACACUUUGGGGGCCUGGGGAUAGCUCACAGUCUCCAGCAUGCCCUGCAAGAGAAGCUGCGUGGGACCAAGCAUUCCAUCGGCUAACAGCAGCCUCUGUGGUCCGGGACAAUGAGCAGCUAGCUCUCCGAGGAGGGGGUGAGACCACAGCUGAUCGGGGCCAUGCCCGGAGAUCCUGGCUCCGAGCCCUACAGACAAGCAAGGUCAGCUCUGCCCCUUCCUGCUUCACCUGUCCUGUUGCAGUGGAUGCUGCCACGAGGGAGGUCCUGCCUGGGAUCCUGCAGGUGCAGAGCUCAGAGCCACCUGAGCCCCCAGGCAACUCUACCUCUCAGGGCCAUCCAGAUGCAGCACCUCUACCCACAGCCAUCUGCUCUGAAGGUGCAGGAGAAUUGGACCAAAAUGACACCUCCAAACCAGCUUCGGGAGAGCCCACAAUUCCCACCCAGGGGCCUCGCCACCUGCCUCUCCAGCCUCCUUCUAGACUCAGUCUGGGUCACCGUGGCAGACUCAGUGGUCCCCACCAAGGCCAGGCCAGUGAGGGCAACCGAGAAGGCAGUGACCAUGACUACCUACCCUUGGUGCGGCUGCAGGAGGCACCAGGCUCCUUCCGCCUGGAUGCCCCCUUUUGUGCAGCCGUGUGCAUCCCCCGGGAGCGCCUGUGCCGCGCCUCACCCUUUGCUGCCCACCGAGCCAGCCUCAGUCCCACCUCGGCCUCAUCUCCCUGGGCACUCCUGGGCCCUGGUGUGGGCCAGGGUGACAGUGCCACAGCCUCCUGCAGCCCAUCCCCUAGCUCAGGCUCUGAAGGCCCAGCCCAGGUGGAUAGUGGGCGGGGCUCGGACACUGCCUCUGAGGGGGCAGAGAGGCCUGGUGACUCAGAUCUGAGGGGCCGCACUUGGGCCACAGCUGUGGCUCUUGCGUGGCUGGAACACCGCUGUGCUGCUGCUUUUGGCGAGUGGGAACUGACAGCAGCUAAGGCUGACAGUUGGCUGCGGGCCCAACACCUGCCAGAUGGGCUUGACCUGGCAGCCCUUAAAGCGGCUGCUCGAGGGCUCUUCCUCCUGCUCCGUCACUGGGACCAGAACCUCCAGCUACACCUGUUGUGCUACAGCCCUUCCAAUGUAUGAGGCUGCCUGCUGCUGGGCCCCGCCCCCCACAUUCAUGUCACUGCCACCCAGAGCUGGCUUCUCGGUGCUGGGAAGGGAUAGGCUGGUGUCAGCCCAUCCCCCAUCGCUUUUCAUCUCCUCCCCAGAAUCUUCUCACCUCCACAAAAAGUGCCUGCCUAAGCUCUCUUCCUUUUCUUUCUACUCCAUGGCUCUUCCCAUGUUUGCUGAGUUCUCGGCAGCAUAGUGAAAGGGAAAGAGAGCCAUGGUCCACAAAUCCUAUGCAAUAAAGUGCCUAUU
Messenger RNA from Dipodomys spectabilis (banner-tailed kangaroo rat), 3990 nucleotides. RefSeq names its product von Willebrand factor A domain containing 5B2 (gene Vwa5b2). The transcript has 19 exons. The record is from RefSeq and is a predicted model, not a curated record. NCBI's taxonomy places the organism in Eukaryota, Metazoa, Chordata, Mammalia, Rodentia, Heteromyidae. The coding region runs from base 7 to 3714 and encodes 1235 amino acids.